This is a messenger RNA of Panicum hallii, 1064 nucleotides long. RefSeq lists its product as uncharacterized. NCBI's taxonomy places the organism in Eukaryota, Viridiplantae, Streptophyta, Magnoliopsida, Poales, Poaceae. The coding region runs from base 1 to 654 and encodes 217 amino acids. The record is from RefSeq and is a predicted model, not a curated record. The transcript has 3 exons.
AUGCCGGGCCUCGGGCCAAACGGCGGCCCGCACUGUUUGGACAUCUAUACCUCUCGGAGUAGCUGGCUGGCUGUCGCGCCGCUGCCGAAAUUGAAUGCCGUGUCCGUCGGGAAACAGGCUAGUGAUAACUCGAAGUCUCCAACUAAAUUGAUUUUACAGUGUGUUUCAGCUUACCGUGAAAGUGAAAUCGGAGAUGUCGAGAGGAGAUCCGGCUGGACUCCAGCCGAUCAGGCGACCGGCGAGGGCGCCGAGGAGGCGAGGAGGCGCGGCGAUGGGAUUUUGAUCGGACCAUCCAAAAGCGAGCAAAGCGUUUCCAGAGCCUUCCCCGGCACGCCCUCCCUCCUUCGAGGUCGCCGCCUCUCCCUCUCCAACCAACCUGCGUCCUCCGCCACGCCUCGCCGCCAGCCGGAGUUCGUCGGUGCCGGCGGGGGCAACAACAUCUUCCGCGUUCCACUCCGCACGGCGAUGCACCCAGCCCACCUGCGCAGCCUCAGGCUCCGCUUCUCCCCUCCCUCGCUUACCUGCCCUCCUGCCCCAUAUGACCGGCCACGACCUGGAUCAAACCGGGCGGCCGCCGCCGCCGCUGCAACAGCAGAUGAAGCAACCCCCCUGUCACCGGCCUCUGCCCCCAUGGUAACUUAUUCAGCUAGCUGAAAAGAAGAAGCUCAUCUCAGUUGUAGCAGAAAGUUCCACAAUGAGGAAGAGGCACUCGAUGGUCAGAGUGAUGGUUCCUUUGAAACCUGAACAUAGUUCAAACAGCAAAUAGAUUGGCUAUGGCAAUCACAUAUACCUUAAUAGGUAUUCUAAUCAGUUUGAAUUUCAGUUUUAUCUUAUUCUUCUAUCAACAGAUUUAUUCACUGUCCUCCUUUGGUAACAGUGGCUGUACAUAACCAAAGUAAACUUACUAUCAAUAAUCAUUGAGAAAUCAUCAGUAGUGGUCAUUUCUGCUAGCAGUGGUUGUACACAACUUUUUCAUACUGUAUGCUCCUGCUAGCAGCAGCUGUACACGACUUUUUUAUAUUGUAUGUUUCUCUUGCCCAGGAAAGCCAAAACGAAUUGUAAUU